This is a messenger RNA of Encephalitozoon hellem ATCC 50504, 894 nucleotides long. RefSeq lists its product as uncharacterized. The transcript has a single exon. The record is from RefSeq and is a predicted model, not a curated record. Bases 1 to 894 code for a protein of 297 amino acids. Lineage: Eukaryota; Fungi; Microsporidia; Unikaryonidae.
AUGGAGAGCCUAGAAAGAAACAACGGGGGGAAUGAGAAUCCCAGUGGGAACAUUCUUGAUACCGACAGCUCCAUUACAAUUCUUGACAUUCCAUAUUCUAUAUCCAACGGCACACAACCAAAAGCGACUUCAAAAGAGGUAUGCUGGAGUUUGUUUCCGGAAUGUAUCGACCCUGUGUUUGCAGAUCAUUAUUUUGUCUUUCCACAAGCACUAGAGGAGUUUGUGGGCAGAAUAAAAGACAAGAGGUUUGUCUAUAAGUUUUCUGAAGGCAAGGAUUUAAAGGUAGUUAGAUGCAAGGAUCACGAAACAGUAUAUGCUCUGGAUGUCCUUGACUUUGAAAAAGACGAGGCCGGGGCGUGCAACAAUAAUACUUCUCUUGUGGUGAACAGAAACAGAUACCGAAGUGCGGUAAAGGCAAGGGAAGACAAGGAGUACAGAAAGGCGUUGGAGGAGGGAAAAAGAUACGUCAGAGGGAAGAGCUCAUAUGAAAUCAAGUCAGAAAAAAUCUAUCUUGAGCAAAUUAAGAACGGCAGGAACUUUGUGUUUGUCGACGAUCCUCAAGACCUGCCUGGAGAGCUGAAGGCUAUCAUAAAGCACCUCCAUUCAAGGAGCAUCCAUGUUCCCAAGACGAAGACUUUUUCUGUGGAGCAGAAGACUGAUCACCUUCAGAAUGUCUUGCAGAACAUCCCGGGAAUAGGUAAGAAUGCGGCACGAAGCUUAUCUCUUCACUUCAAAAGCAUCAGCCAGUUGCACUCGUUUCUUAAAGGAGAAAGUAGCGGAUUGUUGAAGGAGCUCAGGGUCUGGGACAUUGAUGGAAAGCAUUCUAGGCCUUUGGGAGAGAAGCAGAGUAAUAGGAUAAGAAAUGCAUUUAUUGGGAGGAAUGGAAACCUUUGA